This is a messenger RNA of Carassius carassius (crucian carp), 3990 nucleotides long. RefSeq names its product NACHT, LRR and PYD domains-containing protein 12-like. The transcript has 11 exons. Gene Ontology annotation, molecular function: protein binding. The record is from RefSeq and is a predicted model, not a curated record. NCBI's taxonomy places the organism in Eukaryota, Metazoa, Chordata, Actinopteri, Cypriniformes, Cyprinidae. The coding region runs from base 749 to 3664 and encodes 971 amino acids.
AAGACUGUUGUUGUCUCCUUGUUCCUUCUUCCUUGUUUCUUCCCAGAGUGAGAGCGUGGCAUUUAUACCUUAUUACACUUUUCUUUUCUUACUUUUUUUAACCCUCAGAUGUUUCCAGUAAAGAAGACCAGCAAAAAAGUGAUCUUGGACAUCUGUGACAUGCAUCAGCACUUCUCUUGAUUCCCAUCUUUAUUAAAUAUUCAAACACUGAUUGUAAGUCAGAGCUAUAAAUGUGUGGAUGAAGUUAUUAUAUUAAAUAUCCUAAAUUAAGUGAUUACUAGUUUUGUGUCAGAACAAAAAUACUUGGGGUUGGGGUAAAAUUUUAAUACUGUGUGAUAGCUUGUAUAACAUGAUUUUUUUUGCCAAAAGAGAAUCACAAAAAUCUUCUCCAAGUAGGAAGGAAAUACAACUUGUACUAGUCUCUGUCUCAUGACAGAAGUGGAUAAGCUGCAUUCUCUCAAAACAAGUCUGGCAACAUUUGCGUCCAGAAAUGAAAGCACUCUUAGAGUUCUACUGUGUGCCAUUUUACAGCGGGACAUAAGCUUUCUUUAAAAAAAGAAAAACCGAGCAUUGUGUUAAAUAGUACAAUUUGUAGGUGCCUUUGUGGGAAUUUACUUGAUGAAAUACUCCAUGAGAAACUGUGAACAUGUUGGGAACCGGUUUGAUUUUGAUCAGAGUGAGUGAGCAUUAGUCAGUGUUUCUGACUCGUCAGAUAUACACACGCAGCUUCAUUCAGACUUAAUGAAUCAUGGAGGACAAAGAAACAUUCAGCGAUGAAGAUUUUUCUUCAGGAUGCAGUAGGAUAUCAAGGUCAUUGGAUUCCAAACAUGUGUCCAUGAAGAAUGACUGUUCUAAAAACAACAUUCUAACAUUUGAUGGAAAAGACAUAUCAACAGAUCUGUGGCAUAGAUCAAACUCACUGAAACACAGUGCCAUAAAGAGUGGAGCAUCUAUGAAAACGUCAGUAAUAUUCAAUGGGGAAAACAAAUCAAAUCUGAGUGACUCUCAACUGGCCCAAAGCAUGAUCAAAUCAAAUCUGGUGAAGAAGUUUGAGCGUCUAUAUGAAGGAACAGCAAAGCAGGGAAACACAACACUCCUGAAUGAGAUCUACACAGAGCUUUACAUCACAGAGAGUGAGAGUGGAGAGAUCAGUAAUGAGCAUGAGGUGAGACAGAUUGAAACACAAUCCAGGAGAGCAGCAACAGAGGACACACCAAUCAAAUGCAAUGAGAUCUUUAGACCUUUACCUGGACAAGACAAACCCAUCAGAACUGUGCUGACAAAGGGAGUCGCUGGCAUUGGAAAAACAGUCUCUGUGCAGAAGUACAUUGUGGACUGGGCUGAAGGGAAAGAGAAUCAGGACGUCCAGCUCAUAUUUCCACUUCCUUUCAGAGAAAUCAACCUGAUGAAGGACAAAACACUCAGUCUUUCAGAUCUUCUUCAUGUAUUUUACCCUGAAACCAAAGAUAUGGAAACAUCUAGUGAUGAAUAUAAAGUGUUGUUCAUCUUUGAUGGCCUGGAUGAGUGUCGUCUGUCUCUGGAUUUUCAGAGUGAUGUGAGGUUGUGUGAUGUAAGGGAAUCAGCAUCAGUGGACGUGCUUAUAACAAACCUUAUUGUGGGGAAUCUGCUUCCCUCUGCUCUCAUCUGGAUCACCUCCAGACCAGCAGCAGCUGAUCUCGUCCCCUCUGAGUGUGUCCAUCGAGUGACAGAGGUACGAGGCUUCAAUGAUCCACAGAAGGAGGAAUACUUCAGGAAGAGAAUCAGUGAUCAGAGUCUGGCCAAUACAAUCAUCUCACACCUGAAGUCUUCAAGGAGCCUCUACAUCAUGUGCCAUAUCCCAGUCUUCUGCUGGAUCUCAGCCGCUGUUCUGGAGAAGAUGUUGAGUGAAGCAGAAAGUGGAGAGAUUCCCAAGACUCUCACUCAGAUGUACACACACUUCCUGAUCCUUCAGACCAACAUCAAACAUGAGAAGGACUAUGAGAAGACAGUCAAAGAUGAAGAUAUGAUCCUCAAACUGGGGAAACUGGCUUUCCAGCAGCUUGUGAAAGGCAACCUGAUCUUCUAUGAGGAAGACUUGAGAGAGUGUGGCAUUGAAGAGACAGAAGCAGCAGUGUACUCAGGAUUGUGCACUCAAAUCUUCAGAGAGGAGUUUGGCUUGAACCAGGGGAAAGUCUUCUGCUUUGUUCAUCUGAGCAUCCAGGAACAUCUAGCAGCUCUAUAUGCACAUCUGUCCCUUAUGAAAAAAAACAGAAAUGUGUUUAAUACUCUGUCUUCUAGUCCUUUGAAGCAUUUGAAGAAGGCUUUAAAUGUUUCACUAUCUGAGCUGCAUCAGAGAGCUGUGAAAAAGGCCUUGAAGAGUAAAAAUGGACAUCUGGACCUUUUUUUGCGUUUUCUUCUGGGUCUCUCACUAGAGUCCAAUCAGACUCUCUUAAGAGAACUACUGACACAGACAGGAAGCUGCUAUUACAACAAAGAGGAAACAGUUAAGUACAUCAAGCAGAAGAUCAAGAGGAAUCGCUCUCCAGAGAGAUCCAUCAAUCUGUUUCACUGUCUGAAUGAACUGGGUGAUGAUUCACUGAUUCAGGAGAUCCAAGAUUAUCUGAAAUCUGGAAAAAUAAAAGAAACCAAACUCUCAUCUUCACAGUGGUCAGCUCUGGUUUAUGUGUUGCUGACAUCAGAGCAGAAGAUGGAUGUUUUCAAACUAAAACUGUUCAUUGGAUCCCAAAAUACAGCAGAUGAACUUCUUCAAAAGCUGCUGCAUGUGGUCAAAGAAUCCAGAUUAGUUCAGUUGAUGGAUUGCGGUGUUACAUAUGAAGGUUGUGCUGCUCUGGCUUCAGCUCUAAAAUCAAACCCCUCCCACAUGAGAAAUAUGAAUCUGUCAGUAAAUAAAGUAGGAGCAUCAGGAGUGAAGCUGCUCUCUGAUGGACUGAAGGAUCCUCACUGUAAACUGGAAAAGCUGCGGUUGGGUAAGUGUGGUGUCACAGAUGAAGGAUGUGCUGCUCUGGCUUCAGCUCUGAGAUCAAACCCCUCACACCUGAGAGAACUGGAUCUGUCACUUAAUAAACUAGGAGACUCGGGACUGAAUCUGCUCUCUGAUGGACUGAAGGAUCCUCACUGUAGACUGGAAACACUGCGGUUGAAUGAUUGUGGAGUCACAGAUGAAGGUUGUGCUGCUCUGACUUCAGCUCUGAGAUCAAACCCCUCACACCUGAGAGAACUAGAUCUGUCAAUGAAUAAAUUAGGAGCGUCAGGACUGAAUCUGCUCUCUGAUCUACUGAAAGAUCCUCUCUGUAUACUGGAGAUACUGCGGUUGAGCCAUUGUGUAGUAACAGAUGAAGGUUGUUCUGCUCUGGCUUCUGCUCUGAGAUCAAACCCCUCACACCUGAGAGAACUGGAUCUGUCUGGAAAUGAACUAGAAGACUCAGGAGUGAAUUUGCUUACAGCUGGACUGAAAGAUAUUAUCUGUAAACUGGAGAUACUGUGGUUGAGUGAUUGUGGAGUCACAUAUGAAGGUUGUGCUGCUCUGGCUUCAGCUCUGAGAUCAAACCCCUCACACCUGAGAGAACUGGAUCUGUCUGGAAAUAAACUAAGAGACUCCGAUGUGAAGCUGCUCUCUGCUCUGAAGGAUAAUCCACCUUAUAAAUUGGAAACACUUAAGUUUUAGAUGUUAGUCUGAUCUUCUCUGGAUCAGCUGAUGGUGAAUAAAGAGACACUACAGACAGACAUCAUUCAACAGAAUCAACAGACACAACCCAUAGUGAUCAUCACGCAUGUGUUUGUGUAACUUUCCAGAAUCAUCCCACUGUUAAUUCAGUCAAACAAUGAAACCUGAAACCUAUUUAUUCUUAUAAACAGUUUUACAUUACAAUAUUACCAUUUGUUUGUGAAAAUAUAUGUGCAUUCUGGUCAGUUCAUAUUAGAAAAUAUUUAAACUCAACAUAAAACAUGUAUAUGGAAUUGAAAUGUUUGUUUAAGCAAUUAAUUAAAGGU